AUGGAAUUAAUGAGACUGGAUCGAAAGAAAAAUAACCUCCUGGAGUCAGAAGGGCAGCAGGUUACGAGUUAUUUGGAGAGGUUGAGGCUAGCACUCAGAGACGGAAUCAGUGUGCGAGUUAUUCGAACCUUAUCUAAGGUGAAAAAUAUGGCCCUGAAGGCAGAGUUAAUGCAACAAGAGAGAAGUUGGUGGAACCGUGAAGAUUACAAAGCUGUAGAGUCUACAGGAGAGUUUAAAAAUCGUAGCAACAAGAACAACAACAAAUAUGGAAGGAACAAGAUGGCAGAGACUGUAGGGAAAGAUAAAGAUGUAAGAAUAACAGAAAAUCCAUAUUCCAAAUCUACUAUGGGGAAGUGUUUCAAAUGUAAUCAACCGGGACACAAGUCAAACAAAUGUCCCUUGAGGAAGACUGUGAACAUUGUAGAGAAAAAUGAAGAGAUUAUUUGUGAGCUAGAUGGUGAUGAAGAAGAAGAAUAUGAAGCAGAAAAAGUGAGAGAACACCUGGGAAGGAAGCUCAAGGUGGUGAGGAGUGAUUGUGGUGGUGAAUUCACCUCAGCUGAGUUCCAGAACUACUGUGAUGAUCGCGGCAUCAAAAAGGAAUACACAGCCCCAUAUACACCUCAACAGAAUGGUGUAGUGGAGCACAAGAAUCGUACUGUGGUAGAAAUGGCUCGUGCUUUGCUCAAGACUGGGAAUCUUCCAACAAGGUUCUGGGGUGACGCUGUCUCCACAGGAGUCUAUUUGAUCAAUAGAUCACCUACACAAGCAUUACAAACAAAGACACCUUAUGAAGGAAUGCAUGGAGUCAAGCUUGUAGUGAGUCAUUUAAAAGUGUUUGGUUGCAUUGCCUUUACUUUAAUUCCCUCCCAGAAAUUAUACAAGCUUGAUGAGAGAUCAGAACGGUGCAUAUUCACUGGAUACUCUUCAGAAUCCAAGGCAUACAAGUUGUUCAAUCCAGUGACAGGCAAGAUCAUCAUCAGCAGAGAUGUUGUGUUUCAUGAAGGGUCUCGAUGGUGUUGGGAAGGGCCUAAAUCAAAUGUGCAGGUAUUGGAGUUUGAAGAAGAUAAGGAGGAGCAAGUAAAUCAUCCUCAAUCUUCUCCAAUCUCUGUCAGGACAUCAAGUGGAGGAGUGGAGACUAAGAUGCAGUCUAAGCACAGUGAUGCUGUUAGUGUCUCUAGAUCUCGUGUGGCUCCUACUGAUGGGACUCCUCCUAGAAAGAUCAAAUUGCUCACAAAUGUAUACAAUUCAUACACAUUUGCUAUGCAUGUUGCUGAUCCAACUGAGUACAUGGAAGCUGUGAAGAGUAAAGAAUGGCAAGAUGCUAUGAAUUUGGAGAUGGACUCAAUAACAAGCAACAAUACAUGGGAGUUAUGUGAGUUGCCUGCUGAGAAGAGUCCAGUUGGUCUUAAGUGGAUUUUUAAGACCAAAUUCAAUGAAAAGGGUGAGGUGCAGAAGCAUAAAGCCAGAAUUGUGGCCAAGGGGUAUUCACAAACUCAAGGGAUUGAUUAUGAUGAGGAGGAAGUAUAUGUCUCACAACCUGAGGGUUAUGAGAAGAAGGGUGAAGAACAUCUGGUUUAUAGAUUGAGAAAGGCUCUAUAUGGUCUGAAGCAGGCGCCUAGAGCCUGUUCACAUGAACAUGAAACUUUGCUUUGCAACCCCGUGAGUACACCAUUAGCAGUAAAUGAGAAACUUGAAGAAGGUGAUAGUGAUAAGUUCUCAGAUCCUGGAACUUACAGGAGUUUGAUUAGGAAGUUACUCUAUGUUACACACACUCGACCAGACAUUAUUUUUCCAGUCAAUUAUCUAUCUAGAUUCAUGAAUCAACCAAGCAAAAUUCAGUUCAUUGCUACAAAGCAAGUUGUGAGAUAUCUCACAGGUACCAAAAAGCUGGGUCUGUGGUAUUCACGGGGAGAUGAUGGUGAAUUGGAGGCUUUCUCUGACAGCGACUGGGGAGGUUCUAAGGUUGAUCGGAAGAGCACAUCUGGAGUAUUUUUCAAAUUGGGCUCAUGUCCUAUCUCUUGGGGAUCCCGAAAAAAGGAUGUUGUGGCUCUCUCCACAACCGAAGCAGAGUAUAUCGCAUCCACGGGAGCAGCUUGUCAAGUUGUUUGGUUGAGGAGAGUGUUACAAAAUUGUGGGAAACCAUGCUCUGAAUCUACUAAAUUAUGGGUUGAUAAUCUCUUAGCCAUUGCUGUGGCCAAGAAUCCCGCACACCAUGGUCGAACGAAGCACAUAGACAUGAGAUAUCACUUCAUCCGAGGGUUAGUAUCAGAAGGAGUGAUUUCUCUGCACCAUUUCAGCACUAAAGACCAAAUCGCCGACAUCUUCACCAAACCGUUACUCACUAAGAAGUUUGUCAUGUUCAGAAGCUUGCUUGGGAUGAGAUCAUCUCAAUCAAGGGGGGAUGUUGAUGUUGAUUGA
Messenger RNA from Dioscorea cayenensis subsp. rotundata (Guinea yam), 2418 nucleotides. RefSeq lists its product as uncharacterized. The coding region runs from base 1 to 2418 and encodes 805 amino acids. The record is from RefSeq and is a predicted model, not a curated record. Gene Ontology annotation, molecular function: nucleic acid binding; zinc ion binding. Gene Ontology annotation, biological process: DNA integration. The transcript is spliced from 4 exons. NCBI's taxonomy places the organism in Eukaryota, Viridiplantae, Streptophyta, Magnoliopsida, Dioscoreales, Dioscoreaceae.